Messenger RNA from Gregarina niphandrodes, 1464 nucleotides. Its product is annotated as putative NAD-dependent epimerase/dehydratase. The record is from RefSeq and is a predicted model, not a curated record. Bases 1 to 1464 code for a protein of 487 amino acids. Lineage: Eukaryota; Apicomplexa; Conoidasida; Eugregarinorida; Gregarinidae. The transcript has a single exon. Gene Ontology annotation, molecular function: oxidoreductase activity, acting on the CH-OH group of donors, NAD or NADP as acceptor.
AUGGCCAGUCGCGUCACUAGUAGUCCGGUGCUGGUGACGGGUGCUGGGGGGUGGCUGGCGAGUCACAUCAUCUACCAGUUGUUGGAGCAGGGGUACGAGGUGAGGGGGACGGUCCGGAGUUUGGCAAGUGAGAAGUACAAGUUUUUGAAGACGUUCCACCCUUUAGCCGAUAGUCGGUUAGAGUUGGUAGAGGCGGACUUGGUAGGCACCGAAGGAUGGGAGAAGGCGGUCGCGGGUUGCGAGUAUGUGUUGCACGUGGCAUCGCCUUUCACCUUCAAGUAUAAGAACCAACAACGAGAUUUGAUCGAGCCGGCUGUCAAGGGCGUGGAGAACGUGUUUAACGCUUGCCUGCUAGAGCCGAGUGUCAAGAGGGUCGUGCAGACGAGUAGCGUCUGCAGUGUUAUGUUCGGACACCCGAUCGCGCGCUAUCAGUGCGGCGACAAGGCGGCGAUGGAGGUGGCGCGGAAGGCCUGGAACGAAGAGUGUGCCAGGACCCGAACCUUUGGCAAGAACGCGGAGGCAGGGAAGGCACCGGAGGGCGACUCGGGCGAGAUUGCUGAGCAGACCUCCACCGCAGACCCAAGCACCGAGGUGAUUGAAGGCGACCUCGACGUGGACGAGUCGAAACAGGCUGAAGACACGAAGCGCACUGACGUUGAGGAAGAGGGGAAGCGGGGUGAGACGAAACGUGUUGACGUUAAUGACCUGGGUUCUCUUUCUCCACCAGAUCGUGACGUGCGGACGCGGAAGGCGGUCCCAGACAAGUACGGGGACUGGAAGCUGAUGACUGAGGAGGACUGGAGUGUGGCCGAGUCUAUAAAGGGUUAUGAACUGAGCAAGACGUUGGCUGAGAAGCGUGCGUGGGAGUUGGUUAAGGAGCAUAACGCUAAGGGUGAGCAUCCUGUGGUGGAGUUGGUGACUAUGUGUCCGGGUUUUAUCUUCGGUCCGUUAUUUACAGAGCAGCAGGCGGCUGGAGAGUCGACUUCGCAUAUCUUACGUCUGCUGAAUCGAACCUUCCCCUUCGUGCCUGAGAUCAACAGUCCGCAUGUAGACGUUCGAGACGCCGCGACAUGCCACAUACUCGGCAUGAUUGGUGAGUCGGCGAAGGUGGCGAAUAAACGCUUCCUUGUCACUUGCGAUGACGGAAACCUCAACUUCUCCGAACAAGCCGAACUUGUGGCCCGUUACUUCAACAAGUGGGGCUUCAACGUACCCACCUGUGUUGCGCCCCGUUUCCUCCUCAGCAUCGGCCAGUACGUCUCCUCGUCCGCUGCCGCCGCGGUCGACAAGAUGGAAUGCACCACCUACUGCUGCAACAAAGAGGCCCACGAAAAUCUGGGUAUGAAGGAGUGGCGCACCACAGAGAGCGCCCUAUUCGAUCACUGCAUUUCGCUCGUUAAGUUAGGCAUUGUAAAGCAAAAGAAAGUGCCGAAGGAAAUUAUCGACAACUUCAAGGCAUACUAG